UUUAUAUUCAACAUCGAAGAAGGAACAAAACAACAAUGGGCGAGAGCAACGUGACGCUUAUAGGUUCAUGGCCAAGCCCUUUCAUGUUGAGGGCAAGGAUCGCCCUUCACCUCAAAUCUAUAGACUACGAGUACAUCGAGGAGAACUUAUUGGAACCCAAGAGUGAUCUUCUUCUCAAACUUAACUCUCUUCACAAGAGAGUCCCUGUCCUCGUCCAUGAAGGCAAACCCAUCAUCGAGUCCCAAGCCAUCGUCCAAUACAUCGAUGAGGUUUGGCCCAAUGCCCCUUCCGUUCUCCCUUCCCAUCCUCAACAACGUGCCGACGCUCGAAUCUGGGUUGCCUACAUCGACGAAAAGUUGGUCCCUGCCCUGAUAUUAGCGGUGAUCGCCGAGACGGAGGAUGCCAAAAAGGCGGCAAUAGCAAAACUGGAAGAAGCGGUGGUGACGAUGGAGGGAUGCCUGAGAGAGCUGAGCAAAGGGAAAGCUUUCUUCAGUGGGGAUAACAUUGGCUACCUGGACAUCGCAUUCGGUCCAUUCUUUCUCUGGAUCCAAGUCAUCGGCAAGCUUCAUGGGGUGAAGCUGCUCUCCAACGACAAGACGCCGGGUUUGCUCCGAUGGGCUCAUAAGAGCUUCUUCCCCCAUCCAGUCGUCAAGGAUCUCUUGCCUGACCUCGAAAAGCUUGCCGAGUAUUCUGCUAAACAGAGGCCCCUCUUAAUAGCUAGGUUUUCUACCAAGUGAUCAAUUCAGUCAUCCAGUCUGAAGGUUCCAAG
Messenger RNA from Hibiscus syriacus, 769 nucleotides. RefSeq names its product glutathione S-transferase U16-like. The record is from RefSeq and is a predicted model, not a curated record. Gene Ontology annotation, cellular component: cytoplasm. NCBI's taxonomy places the organism in Eukaryota, Viridiplantae, Streptophyta, Magnoliopsida, Malvales, Malvaceae. The transcript is spliced from 2 exons. Gene Ontology annotation, biological process: glutathione metabolic process. Bases 36 to 737 code for a protein of 233 amino acids. Gene Ontology annotation, molecular function: glutathione transferase activity.